Molecule: messenger RNA, 2420 nt
Organism: Mollisia scopiformis
Lineage: Eukaryota; Fungi; Ascomycota; Leotiomycetes; Helotiales; Mollisiaceae
Product: DNA mismatch repair protein MutL
Exons: 3
Coding region: 107-2266 (719 amino acids)
Biological process (GO): mismatch repair
Cellular component (GO): MutLalpha complex
Molecular function (GO): ATP hydrolysis activity; mismatched DNA binding; ATP binding
Source: RefSeq, a predicted model, not a curated record
CGUAGACCACAUCCAAAGCAUCGAUGUGCGUCUAGAUACUUCUUCUUGUUUGGCGCACUAAUAAACGCUUCAUGGUUCGAGAAGCGAACCAAAACAUCGCCAUUCAAUGGCCGAGCCGAUGGAGAUAGAUGCGGAGUCUCUAAGGGGUACGAAGAGGAAGGCUGGCGAGCUUUCGGCUGGUGUCACAGCACCAAGACGUAUAAAAGCUCUUGAUCCGGAUGUGGUCAACAAGAUUGCGGCAGGCGAGAUCAUCGUCGCUCCCGUUCAUGCUCUCAAGGAGCUCAUAGAGAAUUCCGUGGAUGCUGGUUCAACGAUUCUUGAAGUUCUUGUCAAAGAAGGAGGAUUGAAACUUCUUCAGAUUACAGACAACGGUCAUGGAAUAAAUAAAGAAGAUCUUCCGAUAUUAUGUGAGCGUUUCACAACAUCUAAGCUCAAAGACUUCAAGGACUUGGAAUCGAUCGGAACUUAUGGAUUCCGUGGAGAAGCCUUGGCUAGUAUAAGUCAUAUCGCCCACCUCACUGUCACGACUAAGACCAAAAACUCAACCUGCGCCUGGAAAGCUCUGUACGAUAGUGGACGUCUCAAGCCAGCCAAACCAGGCCAGAGUGCGGACCCGAAACCCACAGCAGGUCGACAAGGAACUCAAAUCACUGUGGAGGAUCUGUUCUAUAAUGUUCCUACUCGACGACGCGCUUUCCGAUCUGCAUCCGAAGAAUACAACAAGAUUCUUGAAGUGGUUGGAAAGUACGCUGUUCAUUGCGAUGGAGUUGCAUUCAGCUGCAAGAAGUAUGGCGAAGCUAGCACCACCAUCUCAACGCAAUCCAAUUCCUCCACGGUUGAUCGAAUUCGCCAGAUCCAUGGAACAUCUGUAGCGAACGAGCUUAUUGAGUUCACAUCUUCGAGCGAGAAGUAUGGCUAUCGUGCGCGAGGUUGGACAACAAACGCAAAUUAUCAUGUCAAAAGGACUACACUACUUCUCUUCAUCAAUAACAGAUCCGUCGACUCGAAUAACAUCCGGAAGGGGAUUGAACAGACGUACUCAACCUUCUUACCCAAAGGUGGCCAUCCAUGGACAUAUCUCAGUCUGGAGAUUGAUCCUCACAGAGUCGAUGUCAAUGUCCACCCUACCAAGCGAGAAGUCAACUUUCUGAAUGAGGACGAAAUCAUUGAAAUGAUUUGCACUGACAUCCGGACGAAGCUGGCCGAUGUAGACACAAGUCGAACGUUCAUGACACAAACACUGCUUCCUGGAGCCAGAGUACCACAACCAACCACUGGCAACGAUGAUUCUCGAGCUCCUACCCCCACAGGAGCGACACCAAAGUCAAGACCCUACGAGAACAAUUUAGUCCGCACUGAUGCCAAACUCCGGAAGAUUACAAGCAUGCUACCUCCCAGUACAGCAAGAACAAUUUCUGAGACACCAGGACCACCCGAAGCUGGAACAAACGACAUGGAGUACGAACAGUCAGACCGCGAACCAGUAACCUGUCGCCUCAUGACGGUAAAAGAUCUUCGAACCGAAGUACGCGAUGACAUGCACAACGAGCUGACCGAGAUUUUCGCUGGGCACACCUUCGUCGGUGUAGUUGAUGAGCGUCGACGUCUUGCCGCCAUCCAAGGCGGAGUAAAGCUCUUCCUCGUUGACUAUGGCAUGGUCUGCAACGAAUACUUCUACCAAGUCGGCCUCACAGACUUCGGAAAUUUGGGGGUAAUCCGCUUCAACCCACCCCUUGACAUCAAGGAACUCCUCGCCAUGGCCGCCGAGUACGAAAAGGAGAGUUCGCCGCCAGCUAGCGAAGAAGACGACUUCGAAAUCGAAGAAGUAGUCGAGUUAGUCUCAGCCCAACUCAUUGAUCGUCGCGAAAUGCUACUAGAAUACUUCUCUUUCGAGAUCUCAGAAGAAGGACAACUAAUCAGUAUUCCCCUAUUACUCAAAGGCUACCUACCCAGUCUCGCCAAACUCCCACGCUUCCUGCUCCGGCUGGGACCACACGUAAACUGGACAUCCGAAAAGGAAUGUUUCGAGACAUUGCUCCGCGAACUAGCCUCUUACUACGUCCCCGAGCAACUUCCACCAUCACCCGGACCAGAGGGACUAGACGACGAACUCAAGGCAAGAAGAGAAGAAAUCGUCAAAGCCGUUGAACAUAUCCUGUUCCCAGCCUUCCGAGCACGAUUGAUCGCCACGAGACCCCUGGCCAAAGGCGCCGUUGUAGAAAUAGCCAACUUGAAAGGGUUGUACAGGGUGUUUGAGCGUUGCUAGAUGUAUCUAAUCAUCGUUGCUACUGUGGGUUACAGGCAUUGCACAUAUGGGCGGCGGUAACAAUCUUUUACAAGAGCAUAGCAUGCAUCAUACAGUCUGGCGUCUUGGCUCAUAUCUUAGAAGCAUUUGCUCAAUGUAGACAUAGUAUGAAAUG